This is a messenger RNA of Camelina sativa (false flax), 1238 nucleotides long. The record is from RefSeq and is a predicted model, not a curated record. NCBI's taxonomy places the organism in Eukaryota, Viridiplantae, Streptophyta, Magnoliopsida, Brassicales, Brassicaceae.
UUGAAUGUUGCAGGACGCACACAAUCAAGCUGGCAUUGCACAUAGAGGAGGUAUCGUCGCGUUACUAAAUCUUCUUGAUGUGAAAACGGGGACUGUGCAACACAAUGCCGCAUUUGCCUUGUAUGGCCUUGCAGAUAACGAGGAAAACGUAGCAGAUUUCAUUAAGGCUGGAGGAGUUCAAAAGCUUCAAGAUGACAACUUCACUGUUCAACCGACUAAGGAUUGUGUGGUGCGGACAUUGAAGAGGCUACAGAACAAAAUUAAUGGACCAGUACUAAACCAAUUAUUAUACCUAAUGAGAACCGCCGAGAAGACUAUAAAAACACGAAUUGCUCUUGCUCUUGCACAUCUUUGUGACCCUAAAGAUGGAAAAGUUAUUUUCAUUGAUAACAAAGGAGGAGAACUUUUGUUGGAACUUCUCUAUUUCUCAAGCGUCAAGCAGCAGAGAUACAGUUCAAGUGCUUUAUACGAAUUAGCUACAAAAGCUACAUCCUUUGCAACAGAGGACUCAGCUCCUGCCUCACCCACCCAACAGGUAUUUUUGGGUGAAAAAUUCGUGAACAACCCUACUUUGUCCGAUGUCACAUUUCUCAUUGAUGGUAAACAAUUCUCUGCUCACAAGAUUUGUUUGGUAGCUUCCUCUGAUAUAUUUCGUGCAAUGUUUGAUGGUCUAUACAAGGAACGCAAUUCCCCAAAUGUGGAGAUCCCAAAUAUAAGAUGGGAAGUGUUUGAGCUUAUGAUGAGGUAUAUAUACACAGGGAGAGUUAGCAUCCCUAAACAUUUGGCUAAAGAUCUGCUUGUAGCAGCUGAUCAAUAUCUUCUCCAAGGCCUCAAACGUCAAUGUGAAUACACAAUUGCUCAGGAAAUCUCUCUUGAUAAGAUACCAGAGAUGUAUGAGUUAGCAGAUACAUUCAAUGCUUUAGCCUUAAGACGAGCUUGCACUCUCUUUGUUCUUGAGCAUUUCACUAAGCUCAGCACUCAAUUAUGGUUUGCACAGUUUGUCAAGCGAAUUGUACCUGAAAUCCGGAUUUACAUCACUGAUAUUCUCACCAGGCCGGUUGAAGCAAGCACCCCAACCCAUGUAUAAAAUAAUAUGUAACUAGGUUCCGGUUUAAUUGAGAUUGUCGAUUUAUGUGACUCAUUAGAUGAAGUUGACUUUUGUUUUUGAUGGUAUAUAAACCGCUCAGACUCAGCACAAUAAUAUCAAAACUUAGUUUAUAAAUGACAGUUUUUAGUUU